This is a messenger RNA of Sinocyclocheilus grahami, 282 nucleotides long. RefSeq names its product 78 kDa glucose-regulated protein-like. Lineage: Eukaryota; Metazoa; Chordata; Actinopteri; Cypriniformes; Cyprinidae. Gene Ontology annotation, molecular function: ATP binding; ATP-dependent protein folding chaperone. The record is from RefSeq and is a predicted model, not a curated record. The transcript is spliced from 3 exons. Bases 1 to 282 code for a protein of 93 amino acids.
AUGAGGACGCCUGUUCAGCUUCCUGGGGUUAUUGAGAAGAAGAACAAGCCUCACAUCCAGCUGGACAUCGGAUCAGGUCAGAUGAAGACUUUCACCCCUGAGGAAAUCUCUGCCAUGGUUCUGACUAAAAUGAAGGAGACCGCAGAGGCUUACCUGGGAAAGAAGGUCACACAUGCUGUGGUCACUGUGCCCGCUUAUUUCAAUGACGCCCAGCGCCAGGCCACCAAAGAUGCAGGAACCAUCGCCGGACUGAAUGUAAUGAGGAUCAUCAGUGAGCCGUAA